Messenger RNA from Caenorhabditis remanei, 495 nucleotides. RefSeq lists its product as uncharacterized. The record is from RefSeq and is a predicted model, not a curated record. The transcript is spliced from 3 exons. The coding region runs from base 1 to 495 and encodes 164 amino acids. Lineage: Eukaryota; Metazoa; Nematoda; Chromadorea; Rhabditida; Rhabditidae.
AUGAGAACACUACCGAUUCUUCUUCUGGCUAUUGUUGGAGCGGUUUAUUGUUGGCCAAUUCAAAAUGAUGAAGAAAUCGGAGUCGAUGCUCGGAGUCGAGUACUCGGAGCUUCUGAAUCCAAUCGAGCUGAGAUGGUGGAGAGAGUGAAGAGAGCAAGUGAUAAGAAGUUGGAGAGACAAUUGGAGAAAGUUAUGAAGAAGGUGGAGAAGAUUCAGGAUAAGAUUGAGGAGAACAAGAACAAGAGGGAUAAGAAGAACAAGAAUAAGAACAAGAAGGAUGAUGAUGAUGAGGAAGAGGAGGAAAAGGAUAAGAAGAAGAAGGAUAAGAAGAAGGACGACGAUGAUGAGGAGAAGAAGAAAGACAAGAAGAAAAAGGAUGAUGAUUCUGAGGAAGAAGACAAGAAGAAGGAUAAGAAGAGGGGGAAGAAGCAGAGUGAUGAAAGCGAAGACUCAGAGGAAAAGGAUAAGAAGAAGAAGAAUAGAAGAAGAGACUGA